Pteronotus mesoamericanus is the source of this 2038-nucleotide messenger RNA. RefSeq names its product SH2 domain containing adaptor protein B (gene SHB). The transcript has 6 exons. Gene Ontology annotation, molecular function: phosphotyrosine residue binding. NCBI's taxonomy places the organism in Eukaryota, Metazoa, Chordata, Mammalia, Chiroptera, Mormoopidae. The record is from RefSeq and is a predicted model, not a curated record. Bases 46 to 1569 code for a protein of 507 amino acids.
CGGCGGACCUGGCUCCCGCGCCGCGGCCCUAGGCGGCCUCUCGCCAUGGCCAAGUGGCUGAACAAGUACUUCAGCUUGGGCAACAGCAAGACCAAGAGCCCCCCGCAGCCGCCGCGGCCCGACUACCGCGAGCAGAGGCGCCGGGGCGAGCGGCCCUCGCAGCCCCCCCAGGCCGUGCCGCAGGCCCCCGCAGCCGCCUCGGCUUCCUGCGGUCCGGCCGCUGCCUCCUGUUUCUCGGCCUUGUCGGGAUCGCUGCCCGACGACAGCGGCAGCACAAGCGACCUGAUCCGCGCCUACCGCGCACAGAAGGAGCGCGACUUCGAGGACCCCUACAACGGGCCCGGCUCGUCGCUGCGCAAACUGCGCGCUAUGUGCCGCCUAGACUACUGCGGCGGCGGCGGGGAGCCGGGCGGAGGCCAGCGCGCCUUCUCCGCCUCGUCCGCGUCGGGCGCCGCGGGCUGCUGCUGCGCCUCUGGCGCGGGCGCCGCCGCAUCCUCGUCUUCGUCCUCCGGCUCCCCGCACCUCUACCGAAGCAGCAGCGAGAGGCGCCCAGCCACGCCGGCCGAGGUGCGUUACAUCUCCCCCAAGCACCGCCUCAUCAAGGUGGAGAGCGCCGCGGGCAGUGCCGGCGAUUCCCCGGGGGGCGCCUGCUUGGGCGGCCGCACCUGGAGCCCGACAGCCUGCGGAAGCAAAAAACUGCUCAACAAGUGUGCUGCCUCGGCCGCGGAGGAGAGCGGGUCCGGCAAGAAGGACAAGGUGAUUAUUGCUGAUGACUACUCGGAUCCCUUUGAUGCCAAGAAUGAUCUCAAGAGCAAAGCGGGAAAGGGGGAGAGUGCUGGCUACAUGGAGCCCUACGAGGCCCAGAGGAUCAUGACAGAAUUUCAGAGGCAGGAAAGUGUCCGGUCCCAGCACAAAGGCAUCCAGUUAUAUGACACCCCUUACGAACCCGAGGGCCAGAGCGUCGACUCGGACUCAGAGAGCGCAGUCAGCCCCCGACUGCGGGAGAGCAAGCUGCCUCAGGAUGACGACAGGCCCGCUGAUGAGUAUGACCAGCCGUGGGAGUGGAACCGGGUCACCAUCCCAGCUCUGGCCGCCCAGUUUAACGGCAACGAGAAACGGCAGUCAUCACCCUCGCCUUCCCGGGACCGGCGGCGCCAGCUUCGAGCUCCCGGCGGGGGCUUCAAGCCCAUCAAACACGGGAGCCCCGAGUUCUGUGGGAUCCUGGGAGAAAGAGUGGACCCUGCUGUCCCGCUGGAGAAGCAAAUAUGGUAUCAUGGAGCCAUCAGCAGAGGAGACGCCGAGAACCUGCUGCGACUCUGCAAGGAGUGCAGCUACCUUGUCCGGAACAGCCAGACCAGCAAGCACGACUACUCUCUGUCCCUGAAGAGCAACCAGGGCUUUAUGCACAUGAAACUGGCCAAAACCAAAGAGAAAUACAUUCUGGGUCAGAACAGCCCCCCGUUCGACAGCGUCCCAGAAGUCAUCCACUACUACACCACCAGAAAGCUGCCUAUCAAAGGGGCUGAGCACCUGUCCCUCCUCUACCCUGUGGCUGUGCGGACCCUGUGAGCGGACCAGCCAUGCCCUGCUCUGAGACGGGGCCCAGACUUGGAGGAGCCGGAGCCCCCCGCCGACCAGCCCGGCUGCUGUUGCCAGCCGUGUCCAGUUCGUGUCAUGUGUAUGGUACUAGCACACCACUGCAUGUCUCUAGAAUGCUGUUGCCACUAUGCGGGGGCUGGAAAAGGCCUAGAUAAAGACAGAGGGAUGGCCAACAAGCCACGCCAGCCCCCACCCCACCCCCUCCUUGAGUUUCUGUGAAUUAAAAUAUUUGCAAAUCCAAAGAGAUGCCUUCCAGGAUGAACAAAGGAGAGCAGCUCCGAGGGGCGGGGCGGGAACUCCCUGGGUUGCAGCUCUUUGUUCUCCAGCCGUCACAAAUUCACACCUGUGUGUGGGGCGCAGUUUUCCCACCAGGGCCUCACUGGUGCUGGGAGCCAAAUGCGGGCGCUUGGAGAGCCCCCAAGGCCCCUGGAGGCCCACC